Molecule: messenger RNA, 1674 nt
Organism: Ixodes scapularis (black-legged tick)
Lineage: Eukaryota; Metazoa; Arthropoda; Arachnida; Ixodida; Ixodidae
Exons: 2
Coding region: 55-1674 (539 amino acids)
Biological process (GO): proteolysis
Molecular function (GO): aspartic-type endopeptidase activity; nucleic acid binding; zinc ion binding
Source: RefSeq, a predicted model, not a curated record
UCCAGCCUCGGAAUCCUGGAGCGGCCAUCAAGCGGCAACCCCUCAGCGAAGACCAUGAGUCGCAUCGGGCACAUCGAGUCUUUCGACGAUACGACGAGCGACUGGCGCUCCUAUGAAGAAAGACUGGCGUCAUACCUCCUGGUAAACGAGGUUCCCGAAGGUAAGAAGGUUCAUGCCUUCUUGAGUCUCAUCGGUCCGAAGACGUACGCUUUGUUGAAGUCGCUUACGGCCCCGCAGUCACCGUCCGAAAAGUCGUUUACCGCGUUACUCAAGCUUCUGGGCGAUCAUCUUGCGCCGCAGCCAUCCGUCAUAGCGGAAAGGGCGAAGUUCUACAAGCGUUCGCAAGAAGAAAGCGAGUCCAUCGCCGAAUUUGUAGCGGUACUUCGAGAUCUAGCACAGAGCUGCGAUUUUGGAGGCUUUCUUGAUGAGGCGCUACGCGACCGUUUUGUGUGCGGCCUCCGCCGAGAAGAUGUGCAGCGCGUCCUCUUCACAGAAGACAAAAAGCUGACUUUCCAGAAAGCCGUAGAGAGGGCUCUUGCGAUGGAAAUAGCAACUAAAAGUGCAGCGUUAACGCACACCAGCGGUGCAUCGGUCCCUGACGUCCACAAGGUUCGGGUCGACCACAAAGCGCGGAUCGACAAGCAAGUACCAGAGCAGUCAAGUUGUUUCCGUUGUGGCUCGACCAACCACCGCAGUGAUGCGUGCCCCCACGUCGGUGACACAUGUUUCAAGUGCAACCGGAAAGGGCACAUUCAGCGCGCCUGCCGUUCGGGUAACAAGAAGCCGACAAAAUCGAAACGACAAAGGCAGGUGAAAACGCUGACGUCCGUUCACGACGCGGUAUCUCUGCAAGCGGUCAAGGCUGCGGGCUUGGAACCGAUCACCGUACCCAUAAACGUUGACGGUGUGAAGCUUACAAUGGAACUUGACACAGGCGCAGCUGUGUCCGUUGUCUCCUUGGCUGAAUUUCGGAAGCUGUUCCCAAGAAAGCAGCUACAACCUACAACGCUGACACUUCGCACGUAUACAGGAGACUUUGUGAAGCCGAAGGGUCGGGCCUUGGUCUUUGUGCAGCACAACGACCAAAGUAAGGAGCUUCCACUGUACGUCGUGGAAACCAAGGGACCGGCAUUGCUUGGCAGAGAAUGGCUGCGAGAAAUUCGGCUAGACUGGAAGAACCUGGUCACUGUCAACAGGCUCGACACGUCGGAGAGUCUCAAACAAAAGUUGGACGCCUUGUUGGAGAACCACAGCGACCUGUUCAAAGAUGAGCUUGGCACCAUUUGUGGAGAACAAGCCGAACUUUUUCUUCGUGAAGGUUCACAGCCGAAGUUUCUGAAGGCUAGAAGCAUUCCAUUCGCACUGCAAGCAGCAGUCGAAACAGAAUUGGCAAAAAUGGAAAAGUUGGGAGUCAUCACGCCCGUUCGAGUCACGACUGCUCGGGGCAUAUAUAUCUGGCGCCGUCACCAAGACCAGAUGCUUCAUCAUCGUGAAAACUCGAUGCAAGCCACAUCAGACGGAUUCCUGCCCGACCUGAGGGAUCCAGAGAACUGCGUCGACGAGCCUGUGGUCAGUGAGUUUGCAACCACCCCACAGAGGGCAACCGACAGUCCCGCUGUGCAACAGCGCUACCCCACAAGACAUCGUCGUCCUCCAGACAGAUACGACGCAUAA